Protopolystoma xenopodis is the source of this 648-nucleotide messenger RNA. The record is from the annotation of a GenBank genome assembly. NCBI's taxonomy places the organism in Eukaryota, Metazoa, Platyhelminthes, Monogenea, Polystomatidea, Polystomatidae.
AUGGUUGACCAGCGUCUUGCCUUACAUUUGAUUAUCUUAGUUCAAGCUGCAUUGCUAUCUUCCGCGUUUAAUUCUAGUAAUGAUGGUUCGCAUGAUUCCGGCUGUGCUGGGUAUAGUAGAGCUUUUGCUGAGAAUGUAGGCGAGGUAAUUACAUGUAUCGCUAACCACACCUCUCCGAUGUCUUAUUGCGGAUCUUGCCAGAGAUUACUUAACAGGUUGCACCAUAUAGUAACUGAUAAUAUUUCCGCUAGCCAAGAUGGUGUUCUUUGUGCCGAAUUGGUCUUGCCGGUCUCGGAACUCAUGCCCACUUACAAUGCUCUUAAAUUUAUCAUCGACAUUUGGGACUCUUCCUCCUGUUCUAAGUGCCUCACUGACCCAGUUUAUUUCGAUUUAAAAUUCUUGUUGCCGAGUUCAUCUUCUACAAUCGACCUUCAUCACUUCUAUGAGAAUCUUGUUAAGGGCGCCAAGCGUUUCGACGUUAGUGCAUACCCUUCUGAACCGACAGCCUACAACAACCUAACUCAGCGCUUCUUUCAGCUUCUGGAUAAGACUAUCACCUGCUUCAACUUAUAUAUAAAUUACUCUGCCUCAUCUCUACUUGACUCUUUCAACUUUCCGGGUGUUGACUUAAUCGAACCUCAAGGCUAA